GAACACAUUUCCAGACGUACAAUCAAACUUCCACCUCAAACUCCACAACCAUGGCAUCAAGCAGAUUCGGGGCCUCCUCCCUCCACCAACGCGAUCCCCGCAGUGCCCUCUUCGAGAACUACAACGGCGGCGGGAGCGAGAGGAAACCAGGGACCGCGAGCCCGAGUCGGCCGGGCGCAGGCAGUUAUGCGGGGGGGUACGGGUAUGCCGGUGCUGCGAAUGGGUCAGCUGGAGGACUUGGGGCAGGUGCGCUGGGGUAUAGGCCAGCGACGCCGAAUUCGAGGGGACAGUAUAGCGAUGCUGUGCUGAACGAGUUAGAGAGCCAGAACGAUGGGCAGGUUGAGGGGAUAAUGGGGAAGGUUAGGCAGUUGAAAGACAUGACAGUAGCGAUUGGGGACGAGAUUCGAGAGAGUUCAGCACUGGCGGAGAAGAUGAAUGACUCGUUUGAUAGUACGAGGGUCAGGUUAAGAGGCACGAUGAACAGGAUGCUCUUGAUGGCAGAACGAACAGGGGUGGGUUGGAAGGUUUGGCUUGCAUUCUUUGCUGCUGUUGGGUUCCUCUUUUUCUACGUAUGGGUAUUCUGAGAGUUAGGAACUGCAUUCGCUUUAUACGGUGGGCAUUGGGAGAAAGAACAGAAGAGACAGCGGGAUUGCAUUAAACCAGGCGUUGGGCGCUGCUUGUAAGAUAAAUCAUUUAUUGCUUCUAG
Molecule: messenger RNA, 706 nt
Organism: Hyaloscypha bicolor E
Lineage: Eukaryota; Fungi; Ascomycota; Leotiomycetes; Helotiales; Hyaloscyphaceae
Exons: 4
Coding region: 51-584 (177 amino acids)
Biological process (GO): endoplasmic reticulum to Golgi vesicle-mediated transport
Source: RefSeq, a predicted model, not a curated record